AUGUUUGUAAGUGCAAUGGGAGUUCCUGGAGGUGGCGCCAACAUGGUAACACCUCGAUUCCUUCGCCACAUGCAAGUAAUUUGUAUGGAUUCCUUUGAAGACGCCACCCUAUCAAAAAUAUUCGGAGCUCUCAUCGAAUGGCAUUUCUCAAAAGGUUAUGAAGACGACGUUUUUAGAUUUUCAAAGAAUUCGGUUGGAGCAACGAUGGAUGUUUACCACCAAGCCAUGGACACUUUCCUUCCAACCCCGACAAAAGCCCAUUACAUGUUUAAUCUUCGCGAUUUCGCGCGGGUUAUUAAAGGAUUAAUGUUGACUCCCCCUGCGAGAAUGAAAGAUCCCGAUAAAUUAGUACGACUGUGGGUUCACGAAACCUACAGGGUGUUUAAUGAUCGGUUAAUUAACGACGAAGAUAAAGCAAUAUUUUUUCAAAUCGUUGUUAAUUCUUGUUAUCAAAACUUCCGGAAACCUUUGGAUAAAGUCUUAGUUGAUUUUAUUCCUGAAGAUGGAACUUUGAAUACGACUGUUAUAAGAGACAUAUUCUUUGGAAAUUACGGCGAUCCAGAUGCUGAUCCAAAAAUUUAUGAUGAUAUUUUAGAUUUGGACGAUUUAACAGAAAAAAUGAAUUAUUACCUAAACGAAUUCAAUAUGGUCUCAAAAUCCCCCAUGAAUUUAGUCAUGUUUAAGUUUGCAAUCGAACAUGUUUCGAGAGUUUCGCGGGUUUUGCUUCAAGAUAACGGAAACGUACUUUUAGUGGGAAUUGGAGGAUCGGGGAGACAUAGCGCUGUGAAAUUGGCCUCUUCAAUGGCUGAAUAUUUAUUGUUUGAAAUUGAAAUAUCUCGGAAUUACGGCCCAAACGAAUGGAGGGAUGAUAUAAAGCGUUUGUUAUUAAACGCUGGCUGCGAGGGAAAACGCACAACAUUUUUAUUCUGCGAUACUCAAAUCGCCGAUGAAUCUUUCGUUGAAGAUAUAAAUAUGAUAUUAAAUACGGCUGAUAUUCCAAAUUUGUAUCAACCCGAUGAAAAAGUCGAAAUUUUAGAAAAGAUGCAAAACGCCGCUAGGGAUAGUGGAAAAAAAAUUGACUCAACUCCGUUAGCUUUGUAUAAUUUCUUUAUUGAUCGGGUUAAGAAACAUCUUCACAUUGCUUUGGCGAUGUCGCCGAUAGGUGAAGCUUUUAGGAAAAGAUGUCGCAUGUUUCCUUCUUUGGUGAAUUGUUGCACCAUCGAUUGGUUCACUAAUUGGCCCCCGGAUGCCUUGGAAAGAGUAGCCGAUAUGUUCUUAAAACAAACCGAUUUAGUAGAAGACAUGAUUGGAAAAUGUACCAUAAUGUGUCAACACUUUCACACAGCCGUUGAAACAGCCUCCGCAAAUUUCUUCCGAGAACAAAAACGCAAAACCUACGUCACCCCAACAUCUUACUUAGAAUUAAUCCAAACCUUUAAAAGUUUAUAUUACCUAAAAGUUGAACAAAUCACCUUGCAACAACAACGUUACGAAACCGGCUUAGAUAAAUUAGAUUUCGCCGCCAGCCAAGUUGGCACAAUGCAAGAGGAAUUACAUGCGUUACAACCAAAAUUGGUUGUAGCUUCAGCAAAAACAGAAAAGCUCAUGGUUAAAAUAGAACAAGACACCAUCGUUGUUGAGAAAAAAAAGGAAAUAGUAGGAGCUGACGAAGCUUUAGCCAACGAAGCUGCAGCUGCAGCUCAAGCUAUCAAAGACGAUUGCGAAUCAGAUCUCGCCGAAGCCACCCCCGCUUUAGAAGCAGCCGUUGGAGCUUUAGACACAUUAAAACCCGCCGAUAUCGUCAUCGUAAAAUCCAUGAAAAACCCACCUUUCGGGGUUAAAUUAGUCAUGGAAUCCGUUUGCGUAAUGAAAGGAAUCAAACCGGAUCGAAAACCCGAUCCAUCAACCGGCAGAAUGGCCGAAGAUUAUUGGGGGCCAUCCCAAAAAUUAUUAGGAGACAUGAAAUUUUUGGAAGGAUUAAAAACUUACGAUAAAGACAACAUCCAACCAGCCAUAAUGAAACGAAUUCGAGACAAAUACAUCCCCGAUCGAGAAUUCGACCCGGAACGUAUUCAUUCGGUUUCGACGGCUUGCGAAGGUAUUUGUAAGUGGGUUCGAGCUUUGGAAGUCUACGAUAGAGUCAUCAAAAUUGUCGCGCCGAAAAAAGCGCGAUUAGCUGAAGCCGAAGGUGAAUUAGCGGCACAAAUGGAAACGUUAAACGGGAAACGGGCUCAAUUACAAGAAGUCGCCGAUAAGUUACAAGCGUUAAACGAUGAAUUCGCCUCGGAAACGAGGAAAAAGAAAGACUUGGAAGAUGAUAUCAAUCUUUGCUCGCAAAAAUUAGAGCGAGCCGAGAAAUUAAUUGGGGGGUUGGGGGGCGAAAAACAACGUUGGUCAGAUACCGCUAAAUAUUGUCAUAGCUUAUUAGGCAACGUAAUCGGAGAUGUUUUAUUAUCAGCUGGAAUGGUUGCUUAUUUAGGACCAUUUACGGUUGAUUAUCGACAAAAUAUUAUUAAAGCGUGGAAUGUGAAAUGUUUGCAAUUAGCUAUACCAUGUUCGGAUCCAUUUUCUUUAGUACUAACAUUAGGUGAACCAGUGGUAAUAAGAGCUUGGAAUAUUGCCGGUUUACCCGUUGACAACUUCAGCGUUGAAAAUGGAAUAAUAUCAACGAUGGCACGCCGAUGGCCCUUAGCAAUUGACCCUCAAGGUCAAGCAAAUAAAUGGAUAAAAAAUAUGGAAAAACACCGACGUUUACAAGUGAUUAAAUUAACUGACUCAAACUAUGUUCGCACCGUUGAGAACGCCAUAACUUUCGGUUUACCCGUAAUCUUAGAAAACAUAGCCCAAGAAAUCGAUGCAGUUUUAGAGCCGGUUUUGGUUAAAAAUAUUUUUAAAUCCGCCGGAUGUUUCUAUUUGAAGUUGGGUGACAGCGUUUUAGAAUACAACUUUGAUUUUCGCUUUUAUAUAACGACCCGAUUAAGAAAUCCUCAUUAUUUGCCGGAAGUUGCGGUUAAAGUGACCUUGGUUAAUUUUAUGAUUACCCCUCAAGGGCUUCAAGAUCAAUUAUUGGGAAUUGUCGUUGCGAUGGAACGCCCGGAAUUGGAGGAGAAAAAGAAUGAAAUGAUCGUUGAGGGUGCUAACAAUAAAAAGAUGUUGAAAGAAAUCGAAGAUCAAAUUUUGCAAGUUUUAUCGUCAUCGGAGGGGAAUAUUUUAGAAGAUGAAACUGCGAUUAGGAUUUUAUCAUCAAGUAAAAUUCUGUCAGAAGAAAUUCAAGAAAAACAAAAAAUCGCCGCUGUAACUGAAGUUGAAAUCGAUAACGCUCGAAAUUCUUAUAUCCCAGUUUCAAAGCAUUCCUCAAUUUUAUUUUUUUGCAUCUCCGAAUUGGGCAAUAUUGACCCAAUGUAUCAAUCUUCAUUAUCUUGGUUUAUCAACCUUUAUACUCAAUCGAUUAUUCAUAGCCCAAAAUCAGACGAUUUAGCUACAAGAUUAAACACUUUAAACGAACAUUUCACCGCGAGUAUUUACAAAAAUGUUUGCCGAUCACUUUUCGAAAAAGACAAAUUAAUUUUUUCUUUUGUAUUAACCGUUGGUAUUUUGAGAGCUCGAGGACAAAUCGAAGAAGAUGUUUUUAACUUUUUGUUAACGGGCGGUGUUGCUUUAAGUAAUCCAUAUCCCAAUCCUGCUCCGGAUUGGUUAACUGAAAAAUCAUGGUCGGAAGUGGUUAGGGCUACAAACCUCACCGGGAUGGAUGGUUUUCUACAAGCAGUACAAAAAAGUCCGAAGGAAUGGAAAAAUUAUUACGAUGUUAGUAAUCCGCAUGAUAUUCCAUGUCCGGCUCCUAUGAAUAAAUUAAAGGGGUUACAACGUUUAGUGGCAGUUAGAUGUAUUCGGCCGGAUAAAGUUGUCCCAGCUGUUCAACUUUACAUAGGAGAGGAAAUGGGUCAAGCGUAUUUAGAACCACCCCAAUUUAAUUUACAAGAAUCUUACAACGAUAGUAACUGUUGUACUCCAUUGGUAUUUAUAUUAUCAGCGGGAUCGGAUCCGAUGGCCGGUUUAAUUCGCUUCGCCGCAGAUAAAGGAAUACCGAAAACGGCCUUAUUAACAAUUUCCCUUGGACAAGGACAGGGUCCUAUAGCUGCUGGAAUGAUAAAUCGAGCUUUAGUAACUGGUCAAUGGGUCGUGUUACAAAAUUGUCACUUGGCAGAGAGUUGGAUGCGCGAAUUAGAUCGAAUUACUGAUGAAGUUAUCGUACCGGACGUGACGAAUGUGUUAUUCCGCUUAUGGUUGACUAGUUACCCAAGUCGCGCAUUUCCCGUUUCGAUUCUACAAAACGGUGUUAAAAUGACAAACGAAGCACCGAAAGGUCUUCGACAAAAUUUGCUCCGUUCUUACUUGAACGAUCCAAUUUCGGACUCCACGUUUUACAACGCGUGUCCUAGAUGGCGCGAAUGGCAAAUGUUAUUAUUCAGUUUGUGCUUUUUCCACGCUUUAGUUCAAGAACGAAAAAAGUUUGGUCCUUUAGGUUGGAACAUUCCUUACGAAUUUAACGAAUCCGAUUUGAGAAUUUGCAUACUUCAAUUACAAAUGUUUUUGACUGAUUACAAAGACGUUCCAUUUGAGGCGCUUACUUAUUUAACCGGCGAAUGCAAUUACGGCGGACGAGUCACCGAUGAUAAAGAUCGAAGAUUAUUAAAUUCUUUAUUAUCAAUGUUCUAUGCACCCGAGGUAAUUAUAGAAAAGGAUUACAAAUUUUCUGAAAGCGGGACUUAUUUUGUACCCGAAGAUACAUCUUAUGAGGGGUGCAUCAAAUACAUUAAAACUAUGCCUUUAAUUCCCCAACCGGAAGUUUAUGGUUUACACGAAAACGCUGAUAUAACUAAAGAUAAUCAAGAAACAUUGAUGUUAUUGCACGGGAUUUUAUUGACACAACCUCAAAUUACUUCCGGCGGCGGCGGAGAAGGCGAAGACGAAGCUGUUAUUGAAUUAUCAAAAAAUAUUAACUCAAAAAUUCCUCAACAAUUCAACAUGGAGGAAGUAUGCAAACAAUAUCCGGUUAUGUACACGAAUUCUAUGAACACCGUUUUAAGACAAGAAUUAAUUCGGUUCAAUCGCUUAACUUCGGUUAUAAAGAGAACUUUAACCGACGUUGCCAAAGCGAUAAAAGGCCUUGUUGUAAUGUCAUCGGAAUUAGAAAACGUUUAUUUGGCAUUAAUGGUUGGAAAAGUCCCGGAAGCGUGGUUAAGCAAAAGUUAUCCGAGUUUAAAACCUUUGGGGUCAUAUAUAAAUGAUUUUAUAAGAAGAUUAGAUUUUUUGCAAGCUUGGAUUGAUAAUAACGCUCCAUCGGUAUUUUGGCUGUCAGGGUUUUAUUUCACCCAAUCCUUUUUAACUGGCGUUCUACAAAAUUAUGCGAGAAAACAAAAAUUACCCAUCGAUUUUGUGUUGUUUGAGUUUUAUGUAACGAAAUAUGAAACCGAUGCUCCACUUCCGGCGUUGGGUGUUCAUUGUUACGGCUUAUUUUUGGAAGGAGCACGUUGGGACAGAAAAAAGGGACAAUUAAACGAAUCUUUUCCGAAAAUCUUAUUCGAUACUGUACCGAUAAUGUGGUUAAAACCGGUAGAGAAAACCCAGUUUAGAACAAGACCUUGCUACGAUUGUCCGAUUUACAAGACAAGCGCAAGACGGGGGACUCUUUCUACAACGGGACACUCCACGAAUUUCGUCAUGUUCACCACAUUCGAUAGCGAUGUUCCCCAGAAACAUUGGAUCAAUCGGGGAGUUGCUUCGUUGUGUCAACUUGACGAUUAAAUUUUAAUCAUCGAGAGUAAGAAUUUUUUUUUUUCAAUUUUAUCUAAAUAGAGAUUUGAAAAUA
Messenger RNA from Onthophagus taurus, 5869 nucleotides. Lineage: Eukaryota; Metazoa; Arthropoda; Insecta; Coleoptera; Scarabaeidae. The record is from RefSeq and is a predicted model, not a curated record.